Molecule: messenger RNA, 1764 nt
Organism: Paramecium tetraurelia
Lineage: Eukaryota; Ciliophora; Oligohymenophorea; Peniculida; Parameciidae
Exons: 4
Source: RefSeq, a predicted model, not a curated record
AUGUAAUUGAUAUUUCUAUUCUUCUUGAUUCAAUGGAUUAAAUGUUGGAAUGUUAUAACUUCAAAAAAAAUCAUUGAGUCAAUUAAGAAUGACUCAUUGAUUUUAGAGGAGGAUUAUUUGAUUGUGGCAAAUGGAAGCUAUUCAAUAAAAUAUGAGGGAGUGAAGGGGUAUAGGAGAUUACAUAUUAUGUUUGAUGCAAAAUCAAAUUUUAGUUAAGUAGAGAUACUAAUUAAGGUUAAUGGUAUUAAGAGAAAUUUUCUGGUUGUAGAAAAAGAUUUUACGGAAUACCAUAUAGAAUUUGAGCAUUAGGCCCCCAAUAUAAUAAUACAGUUCAUUCUUAGUGAUUAAAUAUAAUUUUCAAUAAGGAACUUUAACUUAUUUAUUGAUGAAUGUCCAUAGAAUUGCAAAUAUUGUUUAUCUGGAUUUUGUGAACUUUAGAUAUUAGAUUAAUGUGAAAAAUUAAGAUUUAAAGAUUUAUGCGUUGAUGAAUGCCCUAAAGGAUAUAUAGCUGAGUUUAGAGAAUGCAUAAAGACAAGUUUAAAUUAACUGGGUUUAAAUUAAAAGUCUGUAAAAAAUGAUUUUGGAUUAACUAAGAAAUUUGGAGAAAAUUAAGAAUUACUAAUUGAUUUUUAAUAAAAUUUUGAAGGAUAUUUGGAAAUAUUGUUUAAUUGUUAUGGCAAAUAGGAGGAACACUAUAAUUCGAUUUUAAAGAUUUCAAAAGAAAAUGAUCAACCUGAAACUAUUCAUCCUUUUCUCCCUAUGUAUUAUAACACUUAAUCAUAUAAAUAUUGUAAGCCAAGGUUCGAAUUAGAUUGCAUUUAGGUGAAGGGUUACUUUAAGAUGGAAUUUUAAGAACAAAACAACAUUACUAUUUAUAGUUAUUCAAAAAGUGUUGAGAAUCCUGGAUAUUGGAUUAUUGAAGAGAUUAAACUAUAUGAUAAAGAAAUAAAAUCUUAUGAUUGUCCAAUCUACGAAUGUGUAUAGUGUUCAUUUAACAAAGUAUGUAGUAAAUGCAAUCAAAAUUUGUAUUUAUAUGAAAAUUAAUGCAUAAAAUAAUGUCCUUAUUAUACAAUAUAAAAAGAUACUUAAUGCAUCACUAUUGAUGAAGAAUAACAAUAUGUUAGUUUUCUUGUAAAAUUAGUAUCUCCAUUUCAGAAAUUUUAAGAAAUUUUUGGCCAAAAAACUUUUGACAUGAAGGAAUUGAUUAGUUUUAGAUAUGAAAAUCGGACUACUUUUAUUGGAGGAGGCUUGAAAGACAGUUGGCGACGGACUACUUUCACAAAAUAAUUAAAUCUUGGAAAACAUUACUAAAUUAGAUUGAUGUUUAACAUAUCAAUUGAGAAUUCUACUUCAGAUUCAGAUUGCUUCACUUACACAAUAGAUGGCAAAACAUUUUUAGUGCAUAAGAAUGUAUCUUACGUUGAUCGUACACUUUAUCAUAAUAAGAAUAUCCUUAAUAUGAAUUUAGGAUGUAAAAUCUCGAGUAAUGGUAGAUGUGUAAUUUCUAAUUAUUAUUUUAUGACUAUGAAAUGUUCUCCACUUUGUCUCUAAUGUGUGGGCUCACUAGCAUAAGAUUGUAGAGCAUUUCAAAAAGAUAUAGAAAGAUUUGAUUAUUCAAAAUUAAAAUGCAUAGAUGGUUACUACUUAGAUGAGAAUGGAUGUCAAAAAUGUUCUUUUGGUUGCUUAACUUGUGAAUCUUACAACUAGUGUUUAAAAUGCAAAGAUGAUAAGGAUGGACAGUUUUAUUGUUCACCUUACAACUGA